AUGGAAGUUUCUCCUCCUUGUCAGCCAGGCCGCCCCAAUACUCCCGCGAAAGGCGCCUCAUCGAGCAUUCCACCACCACGGUUGUCGACGAAGAGAGACGUCAUGGACGCCUCUCAUCUUUACUCCCCAGGCCUAACGAUAGAUCGUUUCCUGUCAUUUCGGACGUCGUCCAAUAUGGACACCGGGGCGCCGCUCUUUGCGCUCGUCACUCUCCUCACCUGGACUUGA
This is a messenger RNA of Ramularia collo-cygni, 228 nucleotides long. RefSeq lists its product as uncharacterized. The record is from RefSeq and is a predicted model, not a curated record. The coding region runs from base 1 to 228 and encodes 75 amino acids. NCBI's taxonomy places the organism in Eukaryota, Fungi, Ascomycota, Dothideomycetes, Mycosphaerellales, Mycosphaerellaceae. The transcript is spliced from 2 exons.